AUGCGUCUGACAGUGGCCGUGGUGACGCUGCUGGCGGCGGCCGCCGCCUUUGACGUGGAGGACCUGCCUCCGAUCGACACCAUAGCGGACCAAAUCAACUCCGGCCAGGUGCCAGCCGAGCGUGUGGCGGAGAUGGCGCGCGACGGCCAGGUACCGAUCGAGUACAUGAUGGAUGUCAAGCACAGCCUGACGCCCGAGGCCAAGCGGCGCGUGGCUGAGGCCAUGCACCGCCACAGUGGCGUCAUUCCUGUGCCCCGUCCGGGUGAUGUCAUCGAUGACGUCAGCGCGCUGAGGAUCCUCGGCUUCUACUCCAGACAGGAGUCGCAGGUGUGCACCGGACGCUUCCAGAAUCUGUACAACUUCUACACAGCCGACCGGACGCUGGGACCCACCAAGGUGGAUGCCGAGGUCGAAUACCUCAGGCUGUGGCGUGAAUUCGCCACAAACGCCACCAACCUGGACUUGUCUUCACUCGACCGAACUGACCUGGUGGAGCUGUUCAUGGUGCUCAAGCAUGGUGGAGUUUCGAUGCUGAGCGACCAAGAUCUGCGUGAACUGGUGACAGCCAUGACCAACUUGGAGACAACCUUCGCCGGAGCCAAGAUUUGCGACUACUUUGAGAAGAGCCGCUGUAAUCUGAAUCUGUACAAAGACGUGCGUGUGAAGCUGGCCUACUCGGCCGUGUCGCUCACCCCCCGCCUCGUGUCAGACGUGCGUGUGAAGCUGGCCUCUUCCACGAAUCGCAACGAGCUCCUCCACUAUUGGGUCACGUGGCGCAACCAGCUGUCGCGCAACUCGCCCCGGCUCUACGGCACCUACGUCCGCCUGCUGGACGCGGCCGCCAAGCUGCACAAUUCCAAAUCGAACGCCUGGGACCUGGUCAUGUACCCGUAUGCGCACGGAAACAUGCGUGACCUGCUCAGCCAGCUGGAGCGCAUCUGGGAGAAGGAGAUCUCGCCCAUGUACUGGCAGUUGCACACGUACGCGCGGUACCGACUGCGCGAGCGGUAUGGUUCCGAUGCGGUACCAGAGCGCGGCGCGAUCCCGGCGCACCUGCUGGGCAGCCUGGAGGCGGACGACUGGAGCCCGCUGGAGCACCUGCUGCAGCCCGUCGCCAACGCCAGCCGGCUCGACUUCCACCGGCGCUGCAUGGACCACGUCAGUUGGCGCGACCCCGACAGAAACUAG
Pollicipes pollicipes is the source of this 1188-nucleotide messenger RNA. Its product is annotated as angiotensin-converting enzyme-like. Gene Ontology annotation, molecular function: peptidyl-dipeptidase activity; metallopeptidase activity. The transcript has 6 exons. The record is from RefSeq and is a predicted model, not a curated record. Gene Ontology annotation, biological process: proteolysis. Bases 1 to 1188 code for a protein of 395 amino acids. Gene Ontology annotation, cellular component: membrane. Lineage: Eukaryota; Metazoa; Arthropoda; Thecostraca; Pollicipedomorpha; Pollicipedidae.